GGGUAACAAUAUCAACUGCACAAAAACUCGGAACCACGUUCAAUCAACUUUACAGAAAAAGAAAAUUGAAAAAUACACUAUUCUAUCCACCUUUGAUAGGAUAGGAGGUAACCCUAUGACUGAGGAUGAAAUAAGGGAUUUCAAUGACUGUCUUGAUAAGAAUGGGCUUGAAGACUUACCAGUAGAAGGGGGAUUUUACACCUGGAAGAAUAAGAAGACUCUUAGAGAAGGCUAGUGUUUGCUCUGCAAUGGCAACGAGGAAACUAGGGAAGCUGAAGAACCAAACCAACGCUAAUCAGGCCAAGAAAGAUGAUGCAGACACAUGUAUUACCCCAAAUCGCAGCCAGCCAACAGAAGGUUUGGUUGGAAAAGAAUCGGACCAGGGGAAGAACACAAUAUCGUGUCUAGAAGAAACACCUAGCCCAAAGAAGAAGACCUUCGCAGAUGCAGUUGGGGAUAAUAUGAUGCUCAAUCUGGAAUUUGUGGAGGGCUUGGAGAUCAAUGCACAAAAGAUUGCAACCAUGAUGGGGGAUGAUGUUAUCCAAGCCAACGGGAGUUGGGACUCAGCCAUCAUCUGUUGCAUCCUUGGAGCAAACCCCCCAUUAGAGGUUGUCAAAGGAUUUGUGCACAGGAUCUCGAGGAACUACGAGAUUGAUGAUGUUAUCUUGCUGAAAGAAGCCCAGUUUAUUAUUCUAUUUAAUAAGAAGGAAGACAAGAAUGAAGUCAUCAAGAGGAAAUAUUACCAAUUUGACAACAAACCUAUGCUAGUAAUGGAAUGGUCUCCAGGGCUUAAAUUUGAACCUAAUGAGCUGCAAGACAUUCCCAUUUGGAUUCAGUUUCCCUCUCUGAAUAUAAAAUACUGGAGCACCUCGGGACUUAGUAAACUGGGGAGUCUUAUUGGGAGGCCAAUUAAAAGAGACAAUGCAACAGCCACAAGAACAAAACUUGAAUAUGCAAGGAUCCAAGUUGAAGUACAUGCCAAGCAGGAAUUUCCCAAGGAGAUUAAUUACAUGGAUGAGUAUGGGAGACUGAUUACACAAGAGAUUGUGUAUGAAUGGAAACCAUCACUUUGCAAUCAUUGUAAGAAACUUGGGCAUGAGGAGGAGACUUGUAAAAAGAAGAACCAAAAACCAGUGCAGAGGAGAAUUGUGUGGAAAAGGGCCCAGGAAAAGAUGCAAAAGGAGGAAAAGGACAUCUCAAAUGAAGGGGAAAUAGAGGACGGUAAUCAAGAAGCAUUUCAGAAUGUUAGUGGAAGGAAAGCCGCAAGAAGAUCCCCCACAACAAAGGAAAGAAGAUAUGGUGAUCUGAAUAAAUAUAGAGAAUUCAGAGAGGCCCAGCAAGAAGGGCACCAACCUCAUCUUCAUGUUAGGUGUCUGGAAUGUUAGGGGGCUGAAUGGCCUCGGUAAACAAGAAGGUAUCAGUGAUUUUGUAAAUAAAUACCAGUUUGAUGUUUUUGGAAUGCUUGAGACAAAAACUAAAGAUAGUUAUUUUAAAAAGAUUGAGAGUAAACUAUUCAAUGGAUG
Messenger RNA from Cuscuta campestris, 1523 nucleotides. The record is from the annotation of a GenBank genome assembly. NCBI's taxonomy places the organism in Eukaryota, Viridiplantae, Streptophyta, Magnoliopsida, Solanales, Convolvulaceae.